CGGGUAGCAUCCUUCCUCCUCCUCUUCCUCUUUCUCCUCCUCCUCCUCCUCCUCCUCCUCCUCCUUCUCCUCCUCCUCCCCCCACUCCCGCGAGGGCUGCAUGAGUUGGGGGCGGGUGCCCACAGUCCUGCUCGGCGGAGGGGCCGCGCUGCUCCUGUCACUCCUCUGGAUGCCCGCGCUGCUGCCCGCGGCCUCCCGUCUGCUGUUGCUGCCCCGAGCCUUGCUGUCCAUGGCCUCUGCCAGCCCGCCGUCCCAACCCUCCCCAGCCUCGGGCUCGGGCUACGUGCCGGGGUCGGUGUCUGCAGCUUUCGUCACGUGCCCCAACGAGAAGGUCGCCAGGGAGAUCGCCAGGGCAGUGGUGGAGAAGCGCCUGGCAGCCUGCGUAAACCUUAUCCCUCAGAUCACGUCCAUCUAUGAAUGGAAAGGAAAGAUCGAGGAAGACAGUGAGGUGCUGAUGAUGAUUAAAACCCAAAGUUCCCUGGUCCCUGCUCUGACAGAUUUUGUUCGGUCUGUGCACCCUUAUGAGGUGGCUGAGGUGAUUGCACUACCUGUGGAGCAGGGCAACUCUCCGUACCUGCACUGGGUGCGCCAGGUCACCGAGUCUGUUUCUGAUACCAGCACAGCCUUACCAUGAUGAACCUUGCUCCAUGAGCCCCUCUACUUAACACCCCUGACUUCCAGAUGAUGACUGAGCCCCCAAUAAACCCUCUCUUUGGUUCUCUC
Messenger RNA from Nannospalax galili (Upper Galilee mountains blind mole rat), 723 nucleotides. It is a transcript of the gene Cuta, whose product is annotated as cutA divalent cation tolerance homolog. Gene Ontology annotation, biological process: response to metal ion. Bases 101 to 634 code for a protein of 177 amino acids. The transcript is spliced from 6 exons. NCBI's taxonomy places the organism in Eukaryota, Metazoa, Chordata, Mammalia, Rodentia, Spalacidae. Gene Ontology annotation, molecular function: copper ion binding. The record is from RefSeq and is a predicted model, not a curated record.